AUGGCUUUCUCCACCUCCGUGUCGCUUUUUCUACUGAUUUCAGCGAUCAGCUGUUGGACCUUAGUUUAUGGAGACUUGCGAGCAGAUCUGAAGGAUUUUGUGGCUCUAGUUCCACGCCGACGAAUUGGUUUUAUAGCGGCCAGAUACUAUAUCUUCGAUCACAAAUUCCGACAGGCAGUCGACUUUAUUCGCAGCGAUGAGUUCCUAACUACCUGGCAGCAAGUUCGGGCCGCUCCAGAUUUUGUGAAUAUCAUUAACUAUCUAAGCGACUACGGCUCGGGCUAUGAUAUCACUACUCUUGUGGACAGUUUGCCAACUCGAUUGCGUGCCUAUCAGCUGUCGCGCACUGUACCCGUGGAACUGAUGUUAAGGCGUGACUUAACAACAUUUCUGUGGGAUGUUCUUCAUAGUCUACCCCGAACCAGAAUCUAUUCGUUAAUUUCACAAAAAAAUCGACAGAGUAGCGAGUUUGCCAAGCUCUACAAGGCUCUCAGGGAUAAGGAGUUCAAGGAGCUGGUGCAGCGUGCCCGGCGUUCGGAACCACUGCAAGCUCCUCUAAAAAAGUUGAACCAAAAAAGCAUUAAUGUCGAUGAACUGCUCCAAAUAAUGUUUGAGGUUAUCAGUUGGGGUCCCCAGAUUUCUUAACUGAUAUUAAGGUGCAAAAGGUUAUCCCUAUCUUAUUUAUUUAUUUAUUUCAUAACAAAAUGAAAACUCAGCACUAGCUUAAUUGUAAGAACAGCAUUUUAUUUAUGUAUUUAUGAAAAAUAAAAUAAUGUUUGUGGCUAAAGUAAACAAAUGCAUUGAUGAGACAGACACAUUUUGUUUGCUUAACCAAUUUUGGUUUAGUUUUUUAAUAGUUCAAUUUCAAGU
Molecule: messenger RNA, 870 nt
Organism: Drosophila elegans
Lineage: Eukaryota; Metazoa; Arthropoda; Insecta; Diptera; Drosophilidae
Exons: 2
Coding region: 1-645 (214 amino acids)
Source: RefSeq, a predicted model, not a curated record